This is a messenger RNA of Sinocyclocheilus anshuiensis, 1146 nucleotides long. Its product is annotated as calcyclin-binding protein-like. Bases 150 to 833 code for a protein of 227 amino acids. Lineage: Eukaryota; Metazoa; Chordata; Actinopteri; Cypriniformes; Cyprinidae. The record is from RefSeq and is a predicted model, not a curated record. Gene Ontology annotation, molecular function: ubiquitin protein ligase binding; tubulin binding; S100 protein binding. The transcript is spliced from 6 exons. Gene Ontology annotation, biological process: heart development. Gene Ontology annotation, cellular component: nucleus.
CAGAACGCGGAAGCAAGAAUCCUUCUAGAAACAACGCUGAAUGCAUAUGUCAGCGGACAAGCAGCGCCCGAUUGAAAGCAAAGUUAAUUUCCAUUACUUCAAUUAAAUACUGCAGAAGGUAGUUUCCUAAGGUUUCUUCAAAGGCAGCGAUGGACAUCAAUGAGCUGAUCGCCGGUCUUGAGAGUGAUCUUAAAGAGAUCACGAGCCUGCUGGAGAAAUGUGAACGCCAGCGCGUGCGGGACGUGUUAACGCAAGAGCAGAAGAAGAUCGAGAAAGAGCUGGCGCAGAAACGACAGCAGAAACUGCAGCAAGCCAAGAAAGAGUCUGGAGACAAAACUGACACAAUACUCAAAGGAUACACAGUCAAAAUUAAUAAUUAUGGAUGGGACCAGUCUGACAAAUUCGUCAAAAUCUACAUUACACUAAAAGGAGUACAUACUAUUCCAGCUGAAAAUGUUGAGGCCAACUUUACAGAGAGAGGCUUCAGUGUUCUAGUCAAAGAUCUGGAUGGGAAGAACCAUCAAAUGACAGUCAACAACCUUUUAUAUCCCAUUAUUGUAGCAGAGAGUAGUAAAAAGAUAAAAACAGACAUGGUGCUUGUUAUGUGCAAGAAGUCGUCAACAAAAAAGUGGGACUGCUUGACACAAGUAGAAAAACAGUCUAAGGAGAAAGACAAACCCAACUUGGAUGAGAACGCUGAUCCAAGCGAGGGGCUGAUGAGCGUGCUGAAGAAGAUCUACACGGAUGGAAAUGACGAGAUGAAGCGCACUAUCAACAAGGCCUGGGUUGAGUCUCAGGAGAAGAAGGCCAAAGCAGAUGACUUUGACUUCUAAGCCAGUUUAUUGGUCUGCUUUCACAGUGAAACACCCAAAUUCAGCUGCUGCAUGCAUGCCAUUCCAAUUUAUUCAGAUAAUUUUAUGUAUUUUUGUACUUUUCUUUCCUGUUAAAUGCAGCUGUUGCUGAAAGUUUUGUUUCGUAAAGUGUUUCCAUUUCCACUGUAAUUUUCACAGCAUUCAUAAUUUUAAGUUGUUCCAUAUGGUAAACAAGGUUAUGGUAAACAGAUGUUCAGGAAAUUUUCAGUCAAUGUUAUUGCACUUAAGACCAUGUACCUUAAAUGUGGAAAAUGAAAAUAAAUUUAAAAAGUCA